Molecule: messenger RNA, 1539 nt
Organism: Cannabis sativa
Lineage: Eukaryota; Viridiplantae; Streptophyta; Magnoliopsida; Rosales; Cannabaceae
Exons: 1
Coding region: 132-1343 (403 amino acids)
Biological process (GO): mitotic DNA replication termination; site-specific DNA replication termination at RTS1 barrier
Cellular component (GO): nucleus
Molecular function (GO): protein binding
Source: RefSeq, a predicted model, not a curated record
GGGUACUCGUACAUUUUUGUUUGCAAAUAAAACUUCCUCAUCAAUACUAUCCUUAUUUCUUCUUCGAUUGUUUUCAUCUGAAAACCCUAAUUUUCGCGAAUUGUUCAUACUUGAAUCGAGUAAAGGAAAAGAUGCAUCGCGAAUCUCACCAGGCUCAGCAGAUCUUCGUUCAGUUCCCGGACCUGCAAAUCCCAAGCAAAACCCUAAGCUUCACCUCCAGCGAAGUUCGGACCCUUCGCCAGUUGAAGCUCUCUCUUCUCCCCAAACUUUUCUCAUCCGAAGCUCUCUCUUCUUUUUACUUUACAUUAAACGGUAGGCCUCUCGAUGAUUCUUCGCAGAUUUUGAGUUCACAAAUCGCCCCUCUUUCGACCUUAAUUUUACGAUCCAGAGCUCGCGGUGGGGGUGGAGAUGGCGGUGCGACUGGGGCAGAGUCACGGGACUGCUACCUCAAAAUGUAUGCAGAGAAGAAGCCCGAUAAAGUCGAUCCGAAUGAGCAGAGGCUGUCGAAGUGGUUGAAUUGUGCUCUUUCGAAUGAGCCCUUGAAGGAACCGUGUGUUGUGGAUUGGCUCGGUAAUCUUUUCAAUAAGGAAGCUUUAGUGGAGGCUUUGUUGGGGAAGAAGAUUCCCAAAGCGUUUGGGCAUAUAAAGGGUUUGAAGGAUAUGAUAAAGAUUGAGCUUUCGAUGAUUCCUGGGGUCGAAAAAAAUGGCGAUGUGAGGUCUGCACCAAGGUUUGAAUGCCCUAUAACUGGGCUUGAGUUUAAUGGAAAGUAUAAGUUUUAUGCUCUGAAAAAAUGUGGGCAUGUUUUGAGUUCAAAGGCUUUAAAAGAAGUGAAGUCUUCUUCUUGCCUUAUUUGCCAUGUUGAGUUUACAGAGACUGAUAAGAUUGUGAUAAAUGGGAAUGAUGAGGAAGUUUUAGUGCUGAGAGAGAGAAUGGAAGCAGAGAAGGAUAAACAGAAGCAGAGGGAGAGGGAAAAGAAGGCUAAGAAGGUGAAGCAUAGGGAGAUUGAGGAGGCGUCUGCGGUGAACAACGGCGAGGCUGGUGUCUGUUCUGAUCCACAUUCGGCUCGGUUAAGUGGUACAAAACAUGGUGUUAGUGAUGCUAAAGAGGAGUUGAAGGUUCCUUCAAUGGUGGGAACUAAUGGGAAGGCUGCUAAAGCUGCAAGUAAUGGUACUGUUUCUGUGAAAAGUUCGAGUAAUAAUGCAGCAGCCAAGCGGUUCAAAGCUACAGAUAUUGCUCCAGCUCAUGCUACCAAGGAAGUUUAUGCAUCGAUUUUCACUUCUUCAAGGAAGUCUGAGUUCAAGGAAACUUAUUCUUGUAGAUCACUCCCUCUUGGAAGGAAUUGAUUGGUGGUGUUCUUUUCUUGUGGCCAGGUUCUUGUACUAGUUAUCUUCAGUAUGAUUGAUAUUUGGAAAGAUACAUUAGUAUAUUGAGUUUGUAAUGUCCUUUUUACUAACUUGUGUAUUUGAACCAAAACUUUUUUCUUUAAUGUAAAGUAUUGAUUUUUAUUGUGAAGGAUUUAAUAAGGCUUCUUCUUGUUUA